AUGUCUGAAGAGGCGCCUCGAAAGCGCUCCCGCUUCGACCAGACCGAGCCGCGCAAAAAUUCCCGCUUCGAUCGUCGCUCGCGGUCUCCCUCGUCUCGCCAGAGCGAGCCUCGAAGAAGUCGCAGCCCUGUCCCUUCUCGCAGUCCAUCCACACAAGAUCCUAAGGCUGGCGCAUCGGAUGCGGCCGCCCGUGCUGCCGCGGCCGCUGCCAAAAUCAAUGCAGACCUCCAAGCGCGAAAAGGCAUCCAGCAUGUAGAUGUUCCGCCCAUCCGCUCUACCUCGAGUCCAACUCCUGCCCCCCCUCCGCCCAAGGUCUCCUCGGGUCAGAGUACGAGCAAUCUGGAUGGCGACAUCUACAUUGCCGACGGUGACUACAUCAAAGACAUAGAAGUCAAUGACUUGCGUAAUCGCUACACACUGACCAAAGGCUCGACUCAGAAGAUGAUCAAAGAAGAGACUGGCGCCGAUGUCACAACUCGAGGUUCAUACUAUCCCGAUAAGAGCUUGGCCACGGCUGCGAAUCCUCCCCUGUAUCUCCAUGUUACUAGUACCUCCAAGACAGGUCUAGAGAUGGCCAUCACCAAAAUUGAAGAGCUCAUGAAGCAGGAGCUACCCAAUCUGGUCGACGAGCGCCGCUUCCGCAGACGAGACCAAGACACCGUUGAGCGCGAUGAAUUCGGAAGGCGCAAAUGGCCCGAAGAGCGUAUCCCUCUCGACAUGGAAAAUGUUCCUGGCUUCAACCUCCGUGCCCAAGUUGUAGGCCAAGGAGGAGCCUACGUCAAGCAUAUUCAGCAAGAAAGCGGCUGCCGUGUUCAGAUCAAAGGCCGCGGUUCUGGCUUCAUGGAGCAUUCCACCGGCCAAGAGUCCGACGAACCCAUGUAUCUUCACGUCGCCGGUCCUCAGCCGCAGCAGGUCGAAAAAGGCAAAGAGCUGUGCUUGGAUCUCUUGAAGAGCGUCCGCCAGAACUACGAGAACUUCAAAGCGAACCCGCCACCACAGCGUAUGGAGAGCUACACCGAUGGCUAUGGGGCCGAUGCUCACCGCAGCUCCUAUUCCGGCUAUGGUCGUUCUUCAUCGUACCACUCCGGCUACAAUCAGAGCAACCCUUCGCCUGCUCCUGGAACUACACCUACGACACCCGCUACCGCCAUGUCCCCUACUGGUGGCGCCGCCGCUGUCCCUCAGAUGCCAGACCAGGCCACCAUUGAUUACUACGCCCAGUAUUACGCAAGCCAGCCAGGCGGUGACCCAUAUGCCGCGUAUGGCGGCUACGCUAAUUACGUUUACACUUACUACCAGUCUUACUAUCAGCAGCCUCAGCAACCCCAGCAGCAAGCUCCUCCGCCACCUCCAUCUGGCGCUCCUGGAGCAAGCUCGUGGGAUCAGCCACCUCCACCACCGCCACCUGGUGCGUAG
This is a messenger RNA of Cyphellophora europaea CBS 101466, 1416 nucleotides long. RefSeq lists its product as uncharacterized. Gene Ontology annotation, molecular function: RNA binding. Gene Ontology annotation, cellular component: nucleus. The transcript has 5 exons. The record is from RefSeq and is a predicted model, not a curated record. Lineage: Eukaryota; Fungi; Ascomycota; Eurotiomycetes; Chaetothyriales; Cyphellophoraceae. The coding region runs from base 1 to 1416 and encodes 471 amino acids.